Molecule: messenger RNA, 393 nt
Organism: Danio aesculapii
Lineage: Eukaryota; Metazoa; Chordata; Actinopteri; Cypriniformes; Danionidae
Product: gamma-crystallin M2-like
Exons: 2
Coding region: 1-393 (130 amino acids)
Biological process (GO): visual perception; lens development in camera-type eye
Molecular function (GO): structural constituent of eye lens
Source: RefSeq, a predicted model, not a curated record
AUGUAUGAUCAAAUAAACUACAUGGGAAAUGGGUAUUUCUUUAGGAGGGGAGAGUAUGCUGAUUAUAUGUUCAUGUUUGGAAUGAACCAUUGGAUCAGGUCUUGCCGUAUGAUCCCCUUGCACAGGGGAUCCUACAGUAUGAGGAUCUACGAGAGGGACAACUUUAUGGCUCAGAUGUACGAGAUGAUGAAUGACUGUAACAGCAUCAUGGACCGUUACCGCAUGUCUCACUGCCAGUCCUGCCAUGUGAUGGACGGCCACUGGCUCAUGUAUGAGCACGCCAACUACAGGGGCAGGAUGUGGCACUUCGGGCCUGGACAGUACAGAAACUUCAUCAGUUAUGGUGGCAUGAGAUUCAUAAGCAUGAGGCGUUUCAUAGACUCCUGGUAUUAA